AUGCUUCUUAAUUCUUGUAUUAGAACGAUGAGGGCAGACAAAAAAUUCAAUACAAAACAACGUGGACAUUUGACGGACAAUACCUACUUCACAAACCAUGGAAAGCUAGAUGAUAUUGAUUUUGCUGAAGAAGAUGAAAAGAUAAAGGUCUGGGUGCAAAUCUUGUAUUUAUCCCUUCACAAGAUAAUAGCAGAAAUCGGUCUGAAGAUUGAAAAACUAUUUGGCAAAUUACAAGGUAUGGUUUCACCAAAGAAUGGAAGCUCCAAUCGGAAGAUUGUGAAGAUUCUGGUACAUCUAAAGCUUAAUAAACCCAUCCUGAAAGAAACCCAAAUUAGGCUUGGCACAGAAAAUAAAUGGGUUAAACUCAAGUACGAAAACAUCCAAAAAAAAAAAAAAAAAAGAAAAAGAUGCAGGGUUUGGCUAAGAACCAGUAGUGGAUUAUCUAGUGAUGACAGAAAUGAUAGUUCUUCCCCUAGUGAUAGCCAACAUAGUGUUAAUGAUUUCAAAAAAUGCUUACCCAAUACCAGUAUGGAAAAAAACUUCAAAAAAGCUAUUCUAAGUAGCACGAGUUAA
This is a messenger RNA of Striga asiatica, 573 nucleotides long. Lineage: Eukaryota; Viridiplantae; Streptophyta; Magnoliopsida; Lamiales; Orobanchaceae. The record is from the annotation of a GenBank genome assembly.